CAUCAUCACUUUUUAAAUAAUUACUUAUUAAAUAAAAAAUCAUAUAAUCUUCACAAAAUGUUUCAUUGUGGAAUGCGACAAAUGGAAGAGAAGCAUGUUGCAAAUCAAGUAGAUCUUAUGGUUUGGAGUAAUCGUCUUGAUUUAUUAGCUCUUAGCAAUUUUAAAGGAGAAGUCCAGGUGCAUAGGCUUCACUGGCAAAAAGUUUGGAAUUUACCACCUCCCAAAGAUAAUGUAAUGGUUGAUUCAAUGGCAUGGAGACCUGAUGGCAAGGCAUUAGCUAUUGGUUACAACUCUGGUAUUGUUUGCAUAAUAGAUAUUGAAGAUAAAGAAAUUAUUGACAAGUAUGACUUUACUUAUGAAACAUCUGAAGAAUUGUAUAUGGCAAAUAAUUAUGGAAUUCCUUGUAUUACUUGGGCUGUUAAAUCAGGAAAUUUAGAAAGUGCUUUGGAAUAUAAUGUAUAUGAUGAUCCAUCCAUCUUUCUGCCAAAUCCUCCUUCGCCUAGUAAUACAUACAAAAAUCAAGGUGUAGAGGAUAAUAUAAAAAGUUGUCAUAAUACCAUAGAUCAAACUCAAUUGAGUAUGUUAAUGAUUGCAUAUGGCAGUGGAAAUAUUUAUAUGAGUGUUUUUGGUAGAUAUCCAUAUGGAACCAUACAUCUGUCUCACAUUACUAAGGAUGAUUAUGGAGAAUAUAAAAUACUUGAUAUAAAUUUAUCAGAAGAUUUUAGUGUUAUGCAAGUAUUGUACUUGGACAAAACCACUAAUAAUAUUAGUUUGUCUCUUGUAAAUACAAGUGUAUUAUCAGCUUAUGCUGAAGAACUGUUUACGGUUGCAACUAAACAUGGGCAAAUUGGUUCAUUGUUGACAAAUUUGGAUAGAACAAUGAUUUCAAUAACAGAAGCUUGGGAACAUAUAUUAUUAGAGAUGGAUACUAAAAUGGCAUAUUAUGCGUCUUCAGUAGCAGAGGGUGGAGUAUCGGCAGAUUUGCUUGAACUACUAAUGUUAGGAGUUCCAUCGGAUGAAUUAGAAGUGUUUCUGCUCCAAGAAUUAACAGCCAAAGGCUUAAAGAAAUUUGGCAAUUCAGUUGAGUUGAGUUAUUCAACUAUACAAAAGUUAGUUUUAAGACAGUUAAAUAUUAUUGGGCAGAGUGUUACAUAUCAUCUAGCAGAAUUAAGAGGUUUAACCAGAAUACCGGAUAGAUAUAAGGUUUUGUGUUUAGAAGAGAAAGUGGUGACAGAAGCAAUAAGAGCUUCUUGUGCCUUUUUGAAUAAAUGUCUUGAAUUGCAACAAGUAAUUGAUGUAUCAAUGCGCAAUUAUAAAGCUUUCUUUAGAUGGCUUUUUGUUGUAAUUGUUCGAUUACUGGAUGAGCAAACAUCCAGUGAAAUUGUAAAAAUAACCCAACAAGAGCUUACACAUAUUGCAGAAUUUUUGUAUAAUUUUGAUAAUGUUCAUGAAGAAAACAAUGAUAGUCCAACAGAGAGACCCGUUAAAUUUAACUUAGAAAGGUUGGGUCAAUAUUUGUUGGAUGAAGAUUUAACAAUACUACCAGAUGAUGAAGACAAUCCAUGGCAUAAAUUUCUUAAAGAAAAUUCAUGUCUAUUAAAGGAGAAUGAUACAAUCUUUUCCAUGCUAGAAUUUAAAAAGUUUUCGUUGGUGCAACAGCAGAAUCACUUAAAAAUAUCUGUGGGUAAAAUAUUUGAUGUUAGAAUUAAGGAUGUAGCCAAAUAUUUCUCUGUAUUAUACAACCUUAAACUAUAUGAAUAUCAAAACAAAUUACCAAAAGAACAUUUAAGGAUAUCACAGAUAUUUGAUGCUACUGAGGAGAGAUUCAUGAUGGCAUUCACUGACAGUGAACAUAUGACAGAAGGAAUAAAAUUCAUGUCUGUAAAUAUCAAGGAUAGAAUUUGCAUAGCCACAGCUUCCAAGUUUUCUAUUUCAUCUUGUUUACUGCGUGAUAACACUGAUAUACCCGAGCGAGAUCUUUCAAUUCUUGAUCUACAAUUUUAUUCAUCAGAAUAUUUAUCAGUUCUAGUGAAUCACCCAAAUAUAGAAGAUUGUACAAUUUUUAUUCAAGUUCCACUCAAAAUUGUUUUAGAGAAUUCAAGUGAAUUUAAUAUGAAAUCAAAGUCAUUAGUUUUUAAUGAGAAAGUUGUAAGGAAAAAUAUAUCACCACAAUUAGAUAAUAGUGUUUACAAGGUCCUUGAUAAAAUGGACGGUUUUCGUAUUGCUGUAUCUGGUGGUCGUAAAGUGGCUGUUGUUUUGUCAAACAGUCACAGGAAGGUUAGAGUGUUUGAAAUGGAAAUUAAUGGAGAAGAUGAGGAUGAUGAGACUUUUGACACAACACCUCUUUCACAAGGCAAAAAUACUAGUGAAAAUCAAAGCACACCUGAUAAGCAUAAUGUUCAAGACAUUCCAUUUUAAUUCAAUAAAACACAAU
This is a messenger RNA of Nymphalis io (European peacock), 2434 nucleotides long. It is a transcript of the gene APC4, whose product is annotated as anaphase-promoting complex subunit 4. Gene Ontology annotation, cellular component: nuclear periphery; anaphase-promoting complex. The transcript has 6 exons. Gene Ontology annotation, molecular function: protein binding. Gene Ontology annotation, biological process: anaphase-promoting complex-dependent catabolic process; positive regulation of mitotic metaphase/anaphase transition; protein K11-linked ubiquitination. The record is from RefSeq and is a predicted model, not a curated record. The coding region runs from base 58 to 2418 and encodes 786 amino acids. NCBI's taxonomy places the organism in Eukaryota, Metazoa, Arthropoda, Insecta, Lepidoptera, Nymphalidae.